Boeremia exigua is the source of this 2333-nucleotide messenger RNA. RefSeq lists its product as uncharacterized. Lineage: Eukaryota; Fungi; Ascomycota; Dothideomycetes; Pleosporales; Didymellaceae. The transcript has 7 exons. The record is from RefSeq and is a predicted model, not a curated record. The coding region runs from base 107 to 2110 and encodes 667 amino acids.
CUGCAGUUGAAUGUUUCUCACUUACCACAUAUCGACAUAGUCCAAGCUCGUUGAGAUAUACACCAGGUUCCUGAAAAAAACUAUUGAGCAUUGUCAUCGACUCGAGAUGGCACCGCCGCAUCGACGAGGCGGCAAGCAUACCGUCAAAGACAAAGAUCUUACCCAGACCAAAUACGAUGACUACAGCCGUGAACAGUUACUUGCAGCGGUGAAGGAAGCCGGCUGCUAUGUCAAGGAUGACAAGAAGAGUGUCAUGGCGAGAAAGAUGGCGGAUCACGAUCGAGACCUGCAUCGUGAGGAAAACAGGGUUUUGCGUGAGCGGAAAGAGAAAAAAGAGGAGCAACAGCGAGAGAUAAAGAAUACGGCAAAAUUGAAACAAAUUCGCCUCAGAGCAAAAGCACAGCGCAAUGAGGACAGAAUUAGACGACGAGAACAUGAAGAAGAUGUCAGCUCCGACUCUGAUGAUACGGAAGACCACGAGCGUACCCGGAACGAUACGCACAAGCUUACAGUGACAGGUGGUGAGGUGCUUAGCGACGAGUCAUGGGAAGACACAUCCUCAGAGACGAGUGUUCGUUCCCGGAACUCUCCCGUUGCACCUAGUUGCAGGGUGCAAUUGUUCGAAUGGCCCUACACAACCAUGCCAUCAUAUCAGCCACCAGAAGACAUCCAUUCUGAAUGCUUUCCUUCUCCAAUCGCCUACACGCCACUCAAACUUGUUACUUUGCGUACUCGAGAGAAGGUGACGCUGCCAGGCUUGAAAUACCCCGUAGGCAUCGACCCAGACUUCGCACCCAUCCUGAGCCCCCUUACUCGGACUGCUGUUCGCCAUGGGCAUAAGAUUGGCGUUCUCGCUCGUGCAACCAUCGAGCGUGCGACUUCUUGGGCUGAGCGUACAAUUACUGGUACGAAGAAUGCCCGCUCCAAGCUGCUACAACCGACACCGGGGGUCACAGACCUCAAAGCCGACCGCAAGCGGAGAUGUGCGCUACGCCUUGCCAACAAGCGAAGGAUGGUGGCCGAAGUUUAUGAGGCGAGCGCAUGGCAACCACUAGCUAUGGGCUACAUGCCAGCCUACCUAGACUGGGAGCAAGACAUGAACUACGCAGCUGUCCCGGAUGUCGAGCGAAAGCUUGAGAAUCUGUAUUACAUCUGCUUCCCUGGGAAAAGCCAUUGGAACGAUCCGACAAGCCUAGAUCCAACGUGGAAUGCAGAAUCAUCUGACCAGAAGCAUAUUGUUGUCACGGCAAUGGAUGCAUCUUCCAGCUCCCGGGUGGAAUCUUUUGAAGCGGGGGAGUUUGAGCUCACACUUCCAUCUCUGGAGAAUGAACUCGCCGUACAUGGGUUGUCUGUGACUCUUUCUAAAAAAGACGCAUGGUACGUCUUCGCACACAGGCUGCCCGCACUGUAUCCGAGCGAAAUGUGCGUUGCAGAGAAGAUAGUUGAGCUUCUCUCUGGGUGCGAGGGUUUGGUGUUCAGUGGGUAUGAGAGCUGGACACGCGACGAUUCCUUUUGGCAUGGUGAAGAAGCCAUUUCAAUUACUGGGAGCAGCACGGACUUUCGUCAUUGUUCCCCUCCAUCUGCAUGCACUGAACAUGAGAACCAAUUCACUGAUACUGCGCAAGCUCUCCACCGACGUCACAGCAGAGACAUCCCACCGCGACCUAAAGACUUCCACAUAUGGGCCUGGCUCCAAACUAUCAGUACUAACCUUGCCGCGCCUAUCGCUUCUACCCAAAGUCCACACACCUCCCCUCCCCUCUCGCCCAUAUCGUCCUCGGAGUCCAAUCAUACGCCCACCUCCUACACAUGCCCCUUCUGCAGCACCUCCUGGACAAAGACUUCCUCUGCCAUGAGAGCAUCGCACAUGCUCUCGCAUUCAUCCAUAUCUACCUUCUGCACUUCCACAGCAGCAUCGAGGAUCGAUGCCAUUGGAAUUGGCGUGAAGCGUAGACACAGUCUUCUCAGUGUGCGCACGCUCCUGAGUUAUAACAGUAAUUCUAGGAAGGAGCGGAAGAUGCUGCGGGUGGAAUCUGCCGCGCAGCUAGUCGAUGGACGAGCAAAUUCGGGCACAUCGGGGAGUCUCUCUACGCUGUGGGUGAGGAGGUGAGUAAGAGUGUCAGAAAGGAGAGAUAGCAUGAAUUGGGGAAGUUGUGGAAUCGAGGAAAGUAUUGAGUGGUAUGGCGAUGAUGAGCGGUAAAGAGGUGAGGGACAGAAGAGGCGGUAGCCGAGGAAGGCUUGCUGCAUGGCGGGGCGUUGAAUCUUGAUGUGGAAGUAGAUCACUGCUCACAUCUUUUUUGCUUGGAUUGGACAGUCCAGAGAGGAUAGAGCGA